AUUUAUAGUACAAAUAAUUUUAUAUACAUAAUAUGACUAGUACAGAAGAAAAUAAAAUAAAAUUCAAAAAGGGAUCGAGAAAAUCAGUAAGAAAACGACAGGUUUCAUCAGAUGAAGAUGACAAAAAUGAAGAAACAUCUGUUAGGGAAAAAGUAGAAGAGAUGAAGAUUAUACAAAAACUUCGUGAACGACCAAAAGGUGUAAAUGUGGUUGGAUUAGCACUUGGAGAAAAUAUAACACCUGACGUAAUGACGUCAGAUCCUUUUAAUGUAAAAACUGGAGGAAUGGUAAACAUGACUGCUUUAAAAAAUACAAAGUUAAAACAAAAUGACGCAUAUGAAACUGGAAUUGGCACACAGUUUAAUGCAGAAACUAAUAAACGAGAUGAAGAUGAAGAAAUGGUAAAAUAUAUUGAGGAAGAAUUAUCAAAGAGGAAAAGUAAAAAUGAAGAUAAAACUGAAAAUGGACCAAAUAAUGACAAAGGAUCCUAUUGUUCACCAGAAGAAGCAGCUUUGCAAGCAGUACCUGAACAUUUAAGACAAAGUUCUGCACAUAGAAGUGAAGAAAUGCUUUCAAAUCAAAUGUUAUCUGGUAUCCCAGAAGUCGAUCUUGGAAUAGAAGCAAAAAUUCGUAAUAUUGAAGCUACAGAAGAAGCUAAAUUAAAAUUACUUUGGGAUAGACAUAGAAAAAAAGAUGGUCCUUCACAAUUUGUUCCAACAAACAUGGCUGUGAAUUUUGUACAACACAAUAGAUUCAAUAUAGAAGAUACAGAUUUCCAGAAAUCAAAACAAGAUUCUGAUGACAAGAAAAAGGUAACUGCUCCUAGAGAUGAUUACAAAGGAAAAAGGAAAGAUAACGGAGAAAAAGCAACUGAUGACUAUCAUUAUGAAAGAUUUAAAAAACAAUUUAGAAGAUUUUAA
Eufriesea mexicana is the source of this 920-nucleotide messenger RNA. RefSeq lists its product as uncharacterized. NCBI's taxonomy places the organism in Eukaryota, Metazoa, Arthropoda, Insecta, Hymenoptera, Apidae. Gene Ontology annotation, cellular component: spliceosomal complex. Bases 33 to 920 code for a protein of 295 amino acids. The transcript is spliced from 7 exons. The record is from RefSeq and is a predicted model, not a curated record. Gene Ontology annotation, biological process: mRNA splicing, via spliceosome.